UCUUAAGUAAGACAGAGGUGUACUUUGGAUAUUACCUCACAUCUUCUGUUAUCACAAGGUUGAUACUAAAUCACAAGGGUGUAUUACAGGGCUGGUAUUGGGGUGAACAUGUACAUGAUUGGAUCCCUUACCUCUCAGUACCCAGAGAUAACUGUGAUGCUUACAAACUGUGUGGCGCAUACGGUAUCUGCAACAGUCAAACUCUUCCUGUAUGUGGAUGCUUAGACAAAUUUGUCCCAAAACAUUAUGAAGAUUGGCAGAAAGCAGACUGGUCAGGUGGCUGUGUUCGGAGGACUCAAUUAACUGCCUCCAAGGAGAUGUAUUUUUGAAGUAUUCGCAUAUCAAACUGCCAGACACAUGGAAAUCCUGGUUGAAUAUGACUAUUACACUAGAAGAAUGCAGGAAUAUCUGCUCUAAAAAUUGCUCCUGUAUGGCUUACUCAAAUCCUGACAUACCCAAUGGAUGGAGUGGAUGCUUGUUGUGGUUUGCGGAUCUGCUUGACAUUAAGCAGGUACCGGCUGAAGGGCAAGAUAUCUACAUUAGAUGGCUGCUUCUGAAUCAGAUAGUCUAGAGAAAUCGGAUGGAAAGGAAGAAAAAGUACUUUUCUGGAUUUUGCCAUUAUCAGCUGGUGUGAUUCUGGUAAUCCUUAGCAUGUUGAUCUACCAUAGAAGAAGGAAGAAGGCUUCAGAGCUAAAAAAGAAAGGUAGGUCGGGACGCAAUGACAACUACAGUAUGGGUUACAGUAGUUGUGCUGAAGAAUUUGAGAUACCACUGUUUGAUUUAUCUACCAUAAUGAAGGCUACCAAUAACUUUUCAAUUGACAGAAAGAUUGGAGAGGGGAGCUUUGGACCUGUUUACAAGGGUAUACUUGAAGGACAGGAGAUAGCUGUCAAGCGGCUGUCCAGAACUUCCACACAAGGAGAAAGUGAGUUCAAGAAUGAAGUUCUAUGUAUUGCAAAACUUCAGCACAGGAAUCUGGUGAACAUUCUUGGCUGCUGCAGUGACGGGGAAGAAAAGAUGUUGAUCUAUGAGUACUUUCCAAAUGGGAGUCUCGACUCAUUUAUAUUUGAUGACACACAAAGCGAGGUAUUAGACUGGCAUAAGCGAUUUCACAUUAUCAAUGGUAUAGCUCGGGGACUUAUGUAUCUGCAUCAAGAUUCUCAAUUAAGAAUAAUUCACCGAGACCUGAAAGCUAACAACAUUCUGCUAGACAAGGACAUGAAUCCAAAGAUAUCAGACUUUGGCUUGGCAAAAAUAUGUGAAGAUGAUGACGUUGAAGCCACGACUAACCGAGUUGUUGGAACAUAUGGGUACCUCUCACUGGAAUAUGCAUUGCACGGGAAAUACUCAGUAAAAUCAGAUGUAUUUAGGUUUGGUAUUUUAGUAUUGGAAAUUGUGAGUGGGAAAAGCAACAGAAAAUUCUCUCAUCCAGAUCAUAACCUUAAUCUACUCGGGCAUGCAUGGAAACUUUAUAAAGAAGGGAGGUCAAUAGAACUACCUGAUAAAUGCCUAGGUGAUUCAUGUUCAACAUCAGAAGUGGUACGAUCAAUCUGUGUUGGUCUAUUAUGUGUCCAACAAUGCCCAGAAGAUCGUCCUAGUAUGUCUUCCGCCGUUCUGAUGUUAAACAAUAAAGGUUUGUUGCCGUUGGCUAAACAGCCAGGUUUUUACAUAGAAGAAAAUGCACCGGGUGGUGAAUUCACUCCAAGGCAAUAUGCACAGAGUACAGUGAGUGAGACCCCCAUCACAAUAUUAGCUGCCCGAUAG
Messenger RNA from Lycium barbarum (goji berry), 1764 nucleotides. Its product is annotated as G-type lectin S-receptor-like serine/threonine-protein kinase SD1-1. Gene Ontology annotation, biological process: protein phosphorylation. Gene Ontology annotation, molecular function: protein serine/threonine kinase activity; ATP binding. Bases 544 to 1764 code for a protein of 406 amino acids. The record is from RefSeq and is a predicted model, not a curated record. NCBI's taxonomy places the organism in Eukaryota, Viridiplantae, Streptophyta, Magnoliopsida, Solanales, Solanaceae. The transcript has 7 exons.